AUGAUUGAUAUCAGAGAUAAAAAGCCCAGGAAGCGAGCUUCGACACCACGGAGUAGAACCGGAUGCAUCACUUGCAAGAUCCGGAGACUCAAGUGCGGCGAGGAGAAACCCGGCUGUGUCCGAUGCCUCAAAUCUGGCUGGCAAUGUGACUAUGACCAACCUGUGGAGUCUCAGUCGCUUUCUUCACGCCCCCCUAAUUCUGGACUCAUUCCUCGCUCUCCGCGCUCUUCUUCUAUAUCUGCAGUAUCCACCGGGUCACGUGCUAUAUCUCCUAUACAGGCUCAGCUCUCUAGUUCCAACCCUUUACUACCGGGCGACCUUGAGCAACACGAACAGCCGUACUUUCAGAGAUUUUUAGACGACGGGGCUACUAAUUUGCACAAUGGAGAUGCAACCUGUUGGAGACGGGUCGCUGUCGAACAAAGCCACGCCUCCCCAUGUAUCCGACAUGCCAUCGUGGCAAUCGGGGCCUUGGGCAUGAGCACAAAGAAAUCUCCGAGCGGCUGUCAUAUAAUGGAUGUGACAGAAUGUGGCCAUCGCCAAUUCGCACUGCAGCAGUACGAAAAGGCAAUCAUUGCACUCCGUAACGCAAUUUCAUCCCUAGACCACCAACAAGGAGAAACUUCCCGAGUUAUCAUCAUAUCCUGCUUAGUAUUAGCAUGCUUUGACAAGUGGAUCGGGAAUGGCGGCUUCGCAGUGCAACAUGUACGAUAUGCACGCACAACUCUCUUUAAAUCUGGCACAGCACUCGAAAUCCCUCCAGCAACCCCGGACUGGAACAAUAUCAAUGAAGUAUUGGGCUGGAUAUUUCUCUGCUUGGACAUGCAAGUACUAAACACCAUGGGCGCCGAUGAGGAUCGUACAUCAGUGGUUAUGGAGCCGCAGACGAUAAACACAAUCCUCCCGCCAAGUUUCACAGAUCUUGACGAAGCACAACAAUAUCUGAAGUUAAUAUUAUGGGACGCCAAUAUCUUUCUCUACCAGGCGUCCAGCAAAUUCAGUCCUUUGGAAACUGUGUCACAAUCUUCAAGGGACCUUCGAGAUCAUCUUAUCGCGCAAAUACACUUUUUCCAUGCCGCACUAGAGCCUCUCCUUGCAGAGGAAUGGUCAGAUCUGCAGUGUCACCCCUUGCAUACAGCUUCGUCAUUGCGGCUGCAUUCUAUGGUCGUCUUAGUCAAAUUGUCUCUCAGCUUGAAUUCGCCGGAGAUGGGUACAGAUACGCUUCAACCAUAUUUCAAGUAUAUACUGUCCUUCUGCCGAGACAUCAUGGAGUUCGAAGCUCAGGCCGACAACACAAUAGGCAAGACCCCCAAAUUCCCCUUCUCAGCCCUGGGUCAUGAGAUCUUCACCAUGGAGGUCCGCAUUGCUGAACCCCUCUUCCUCGUUGCGACAAAAUGCCGCGAUGGCGCCAUCCGGCGCCAGGCAAUUUCUCUCUUACUCUGUUCGCACCGUCGAGAGCUAAUGUGGGACUCUCUGAUCGCGGGGAAUAUAGCCGACUGGGUGAUGGGAAUUGAAGAAGAGGGUAUUGAUGCCAUUGGGUAUAUUCCAGAUACAAAUCGCGUAUGGGGCAUAGCUAUAGAGUUGGAUUUGCACAGGAAGCUAGCACUUGGCAAAUGUCGAGUUGGCAUAAAGAACGUCGGUGAGUAUAGUGAGAGGACAACGGAACUUGCUUGUGAUGGUUUUGGUUGGAGUGGUAUUAGUUAG
This is a messenger RNA of Venustampulla echinocandica, 1704 nucleotides long. RefSeq lists its product as uncharacterized. The transcript is spliced from 3 exons. The record is from RefSeq and is a predicted model, not a curated record. Gene Ontology annotation, biological process: regulation of DNA-templated transcription. NCBI's taxonomy places the organism in Eukaryota, Fungi, Ascomycota, Leotiomycetes, Helotiales, Pleuroascaceae. Gene Ontology annotation, molecular function: DNA-binding transcription factor activity, RNA polymerase II-specific; zinc ion binding. The coding region runs from base 1 to 1704 and encodes 567 amino acids.